AAAAAAAUCCUAAAAAUGCCGAAUUUGGCGGAUUUUCCCAAAAUUGCCGGAUUUUGCCCCAAAAUUCCCGAAUUUUCCGCAGGGAAAUCCAUCUGGGAGUUGGUUGUGGAGCAGUUCGAGGAUCUCCUGGUGCGGAUCCUGCUCCUGGCCGCCUGCAUCUCCUUCGUGCUGGCCUGGUUCGAGGAGGGCGAGGAAACCAUCACGGCCUUCGUCGAGCCCUUCGUCAUCCUCCUCAUCCUCAUCGCCAACGCCGUCGUGGGCGUCUGGCAGGAGUGGAACGCCGAGAACGCCAUCGAGGCGCUCAAGGAGUGUCCCCUGUGCUGUCCUUCUGUGAUGUCCCCAAUGUCCCUGUGUGUCCCAAACAUGUCCCCAAAUGUCCCCAAGGUGUCCCUGAGGUGUCCCCGAU
Molecule: messenger RNA, 406 nt
Organism: Onychostruthus taczanowskii (white-rumped snowfinch)
Lineage: Eukaryota; Metazoa; Chordata; Aves; Passeriformes; Passeridae
Product: sarcoplasmic/endoplasmic reticulum calcium ATPase 1-like
Exons: 3
Biological process (GO): calcium ion transmembrane transport; intracellular calcium ion homeostasis
Molecular function (GO): P-type calcium transporter activity
Source: RefSeq, a predicted model, not a curated record